This is a messenger RNA of Mugil cephalus (flathead mullet), 5389 nucleotides long. RefSeq names its product metabotropic glutamate receptor 7 (gene grm7). The transcript has 11 exons. Gene Ontology annotation, biological process: regulation of synaptic transmission, glutamatergic; G protein-coupled glutamate receptor signaling pathway. Bases 578 to 3247 code for a protein of 889 amino acids. Gene Ontology annotation, molecular function: group III metabotropic glutamate receptor activity. Gene Ontology annotation, cellular component: membrane. NCBI's taxonomy places the organism in Eukaryota, Metazoa, Chordata, Actinopteri, Mugiliformes, Mugilidae. The record is from RefSeq and is a predicted model, not a curated record.
AACCCUGACGUCCGUCCCUUCCUCGGGUUCCUCUGAUAGGACAGGACAGGAGACUGUUGACCGGCUCACCCCGGGGGGGUGUCCAUCGUGUCUUCAUGGUUUGGGUUUAAACUACUAGCGCUACUGCCGCUGGUCCUCAGGUGCGUCCACGCUGUGUCACCGGUGGGUUUCUGGGUGGGUUUGACUCGUCCCUGCCAGAGGAACGGGGGGAUGCUGCGCUCCUUUCUUCCCUCCUCUAAAAUCCUGGGAUGGCUCCUCGAGCAACAAGCGGCGGCGGCGGCGGCCGCGGAGUGCGGCAGCAGCUCUGCGCACACCUCAGAGGGAUGAUGCGCUGCUGAGUCCGUGGUUCCGAGGUCUGGGCUCCACCUGCGGGAUUACAGCAGCCCAACACCCUGACUGGGUUUUACUCCGAGCUCAGAGGAGAACGAGGAGGAGGAGGAGGAGGAGGCGGGAGUGAAUGAAUGAACGGCUGGAUUCUUCAAACAAGCCCGAAGUGCCUGGAGACUCGUGGAGCUUCUGCGUUUUUUCCCGGUCGGAGCGUGACUGAAGUGUCGGAGGGGAGGGAGCGGAACCAGCCAUGGACCCCCAACUCAAACCCGCUCUCUGGUUCCGGGUGCUGUGGAUGAUCCAGGCUCUUCUGGACCUGGCAGGCUCUCAGGAGAUUUACGCGCCGCACUCGAUCCGUGUGGAGGGCGACGUGACGCUGGGGGGGCUUUUCCCGGUGCACGCCAGGGGGGUUCCGGGGAUGCCGUGCGGGGAUAUCAAGAAGGAGAACGGCAUCCACCGGCUGGAGGCGAUGAUGUACGCCCUGGACCAGAUCAACGGCGAUGACGAGCUGCUGCCCAACGUCACCCUGGGCGCCCGCGUCCUGGACACCUGCUCCCGGGACACGUACGCGCUGGAGCAGUCUCUGACUUUCGUCCAGGCGCUGAUCCAGAAGGACACCUCGGAUGUCAGGUGCACUAACGGAGAGCCGCCAGUGUUCGUUAAGCCCGAGAAAGUUGUGGGGGUGAUAGGAGCGUCGGCCAGCUCGGUGUCCAUCAUGGUGGCCAACAUCCUGCGACUCUUCCAGAUCCCUCAGAUCAGCUAUGCAUCCACGGCCCCAGAGCUGAGCGACGACCGCCGCUACGACUUCUUCUCUCGGGUCGUCCCCCCGGACAGCUUCCAGGCCCAGGCCAUGGUGGACAUCGUCAAGACCAUGGGCUGGAACUACGUCUCCACCGUGGCCUCGGAGGGCAGCUACGGGGAGAAAGGAGUGGACGCCUUCAUGCAGCUCUCCAGGGAAGCAGGUGGAAUCUGUAUCGCUCAGUCCCUGAAGAUCCCUCACGACCACAGAACCUCCGACUUCGACAAAAUCAUCCGUCUGCUGUUGGACACUCGCUACGCCCGGGCGGUCAUCCUGUUCGCCUCCGACGAAGACAUCAGGGGGAUCCUGAACGCCAGCAAACGAGCCGAGCAGGUCGGCCAUUUCCUGUGGAUCGGCUCCGACAGCUGGGGGGCCAAGAACAGCCCCAUCCACCAGCUGGAGGACGCUGCUGUCGGGGCCAUCACCAUCCUGCCCAAGAGGGCCACCAUCAGCGGGUUCGAUGCGUACUUCACGUCACGAACUCUGGAGAACAACAGGAGGAACGUGUGGUUUGCUGAGUACUGGGAGGAGAACUUCAACUGCAAACUGAUGAGCUCCUCCAAGAAAGAUGAGAGCAGCAGGAAGUGCACAGGUCAGGAGAGAAUCGGCAUCGACUCCAAGUACGAGCAGGAGGGUAAGGUCCAGUUUGUGAUCGACGCGGUGUACGCCAUGGCCCAUGCCCUCCACAACAUGCAGAGGGAUCUGUGUCCGGAGAACUCUGGCAUCUGCCCCGACAUGGACCUGGCCGGAGGGAAGAAGCUGCUCAAGUACAUUCGCAGUGUCAGCUUCAACGGAAGUGCUGGGACCGCGGUGACGUUCAACCGGAACGGCGACGCCCCGGGACGCUACGAUCUGUUCCAGUACCAGUGGAGCAACGUGACAGGACCAGGAUACCGGGUCAUUGGACAGUGGACCGAGACCCUGCAACUCAACGUGGAGGACAUGCAGUGGCCGAGGGGUGAGCAGGAGAUUCCCAUCUCCGUGUGCAGUCUCCCCUGUAAAGCUGGUGAGAGGAAGAAGGUGGUGAAGGGCAUGCCCUGCUGCUGGCACUGCGAGCCCUGCGACGGCUACCAGUACCAGCCCGACGAGUUCAACUGCAAACUCUGCUCCUACAACAUGCGACCCAGCGCCAACCGCUCGUCCUGCCAACCCAUACCCAUCAUAAAGCUGGAGUGGCACUCGCCCUGGGCCGUCAUCCCGGUUUUCCUGGCCAUGCUUGGGAUUAUCGCCACGAUCUUCGUCAUGGCUACGUUCGUCCGGUACAACGACACGCCGAUCGUGCGGGCGUCCGGCCGCGAGCUGAGCUACGUUCUCCUGACGGGGAUCUUUCUCUGCUACAUCAUCACAUUCCUCAUGAUCGCCAAGCCGGAUGUUGGCGUGUGCUCGUUCAGAAGGAUUUUCCUGGGGUUGGGUAUGUGCAUCAGCUACGCCGCACUGCUCACCAAAACCAACCGCAUCUACCGGAUCUUCGAGCAGGGCAAGAAGUCGGUGACAGCGCCCAGGCUGAUCAGUCCCACUUCACAGCUGGCUAUCACCUCCAGCCUCAUCUCCGUCCAGCUGCUGGGGGUGUUGAUCUGGUUUGGGGUGGAUCCUCCCAACACCAUCAUAGACUAUGACGAGCAGAAAACCAUCAACCCCGACCUGGCGCGAGGGGUGUUGAAAUGUGACAUCACAGAUCUGCAGAUCAUCUGUUCGCUGGGUUACAGUAUCUUACUGAUGGUGACCUGUACUGUUUAUGCCAUAAAGACCCGUGGGGUCCCGGAGAACUUUAACGAGGCCAAACCCAUCGGCUUCACCAUGUACACCACCUGCAUCGUGUGGCUGGCAUUUAUCCCCAUCUUCUUCGGCACGGCGCAGUCUGCAGAGAAGUUGUACAUCCAGACGACCACGCUGACCAUCUCUAUGAACCUGAGUGCGUCCGUCGCUCUGGGGAUGCUCUACAUGCCCAAAGUCUAUGUCAUCAUCUUCCAUCCAGAGCUUAACGUGCAGAAGAGGAAACGAUCCUUCAAGGCCGUCGUCACAGCCGCCACCAUGUCGUCCAGACUCUCCCACAAAGCCAGCGACCGGCCCAACGGGGAGGCCAAGACGGAGCUGUGUGAGAACCUGGACCCCAACAGCUAAUUUCAUAAUUUAUCGGAGGUCCAGCAGCGAAGACGAAGUAUGUGAGCUACAGCGAGCUGGUGAUCUGACGCCAUCCUCCAUCAGACUCUGGUGGUUCCAGGAGAAGUCUGGUUUCAUGUCCCGCUGGCUCCAAACAGGAGAAGAAGAAAACAGUCGGAUGUUUUUUUUGUCUUCACUGCCGAACAGAGACUCUGAGACGCUGCAGCCAAGUGAAGCCUGGUGCAUCUUUCCUUCGCGGCCGGGCUCUGAUGGGGCGAGGGGACCUCAGCAUAACGUUCACUCAGCAAAAAAACAACCGAAGGUGGGACCAACAUGGCGGCUGCAGCUAACAGGGCUCCACGCUGCUGAUGUCAAACCAAGCCGCCUCCUCUCUUCUCUUAACAGACUUCCAAACUCAGCCUGUCUCUUCUUCUUUCUGCAUCGUCUCGUUUCACUUUGCUUCUCGCUUCUUGGAUGCACAUUGUUGAUUCUUUUAGGUAUCGUUUUAUUAAAGCCAUAUUCUUCACUUUGUGAUUUGGAGGGCUUUAAUCACGCUGCCACCAGUUCUGUCAUUUAAAUGUCAAGUGGCUAAAAAAAAAAUUAAAGAAAAGGAAAAAGCACAGGACCUCCUUAAAGCCCCUGAAAACGUUUCUUCCGUCAGCACUGAGGGUCAUGACGGUGCAUGUUUUCUUUCUGUUUGGGACGAUACGCAUGCUGUCACUUUUGAAACCAGGCAUCCCAAGAUGCAUUGCUGUGGCCUGAUGCAGAGCUGCAGGAUUAAAGGUUAAGUGUGUAGAGUGACACCUGGUGGUGAGGUUGUGGAUUGCAGUAUUAGUCUGUAGGACGGCGAAGGGCUCAAUCUAAACACAACACACACAAAAAUAAAACAGCAGCUACUUUUUUUUUUUUUUUUUUACAGAGGUUUCAGCCUCUGACCCUGACUCCAAUGAACAUUUUGAGACGUGAAAACCAAUACCUUUGAAUUAUUUCAAACUGAAAUGAUUCAUUGAGGAAAUCACCAGAAUGUGUUGCAGUGAUUCUCAGGCAUGUUCUGCUUCCUCUUUUUCUAUCUGAUGGAUUUUAUUUUAAUCUCUGAAAGGUGUCAUCACACCGGAGCUAAAAAUAUGUGCAUCCCGUCUGUGUGCUCAUUAUGACUCAGUGAUUCUUGGCAGCGAGCUUCUCAACGUCAGCAGCUCAAACUAAAAUCACCAUCUUCCUGCGUGAGGAAUCCUUCAGACCUGAAGCCAGGUUUUCAGGGGCUUUAAACAUCCGGGAUCAGGAAUGGACUCAAGACCAGGUCGCUCUUGUUUUCUGGGCUUGAGAUCUGAAGCUGUUCCAUUGUUCUCAGAAGCUUGUAAAAAGUCAGAUCCGUUCCAGACCGUCAGAGAUCUGCAUUCUGUUUAUAAGUUUGUUGUUUGUGAGUCCCCACUCUUCACUGUAGUCGUCUGACGUGGUAUAAAUCUGAUUGGUCCGUUGGCCGUGAACACGGAGCCAAAAAAGAUAAAAGAAAAACGUUGUGUUUUCAAAAGCCUGUUUGAAAUGUUUGUGGUCACAUGGCGAAUGCUUUCCCAUCCCAACACGUGUGUGCACCAUGACUUCUGCAGUACUGUGUAGGUGUGAUGAUGAUGAAGAUGAUGAAGAUGGCCAGGUGAAGGGGUCUGCUCAGGCCUCUGAACGUCUGGUGAUUUCAUGAACUGCUGAUAAAUCUAGAGGUGUUGAUGUUGAGGUUGUCGAUGCAUGCCUGAUAUGUUCGAUGUUGAAAUCAGAAAAAAACGUUUCCGAUAAAGAACUCGUCUCAGUUGACUCCACCCGUCUGCUCUAAAAUGUUCCCUUCCGUUCUCUCUGGGUUCCUCUGAUUCUUUCUCACAGCAGAAUAUGGCUUUGAUUGGUUUCUUAUUUUCCUGAAAACUGUGGGGAAAAAAGAUGAAUAUAUAUUUAAUAUAUAUUUAAAAAGAAAAACAACAGACUUGUUUAAAAAAGGAAGCAUGUAUGUUUUCUACCGUUUGUACUUGGUAUAUUCAUGUUGCCCUUGCUGCUUAUGUGCCAACGUCGUGGGACAGAUUUACAUUUGGCCACUCAUGCAACUAUUCUGUGGUGUUGUCCAAGAAUGUAUCAACAUGAAAUAAAACAUUUGGUUAUUUUUUUUAUAUAUUUCCUGGAAAA